Molecule: messenger RNA, 8018 nt
Organism: Orbicella faveolata
Lineage: Eukaryota; Metazoa; Cnidaria; Anthozoa; Scleractinia; Merulinidae
Biological process (GO): neurogenesis; nervous system development
Source: RefSeq, a predicted model, not a curated record
GCAAUUUCCUUCAAGUGUUUUGGCAGUUGAAGAUUAUUUUAUCACAUCCUGCGUACGAUCGGACCGGAACAGUUGAUUCGGCGUUAUUUUCUCCACAACAAAAGACUGACAUCAAGACGUGAUAAGGCAGUGUCGGGUCAGUGUUCAAGCCACGCUUCUGAUUUCAGGACAAGGAAAAAUGGACGCGUUGAGAUGAAUCUUAUAAAAGAGGUCAGCUGGAAUCAUUUCAGGCCAGAGUGAGACCAUUAUGGCAAAUGGCUCAACUUAACUGACAUGAGUAGCAGAGAAAAGCCUGGAGUGAUUCGUCGACUCAAUCGUGGAAGAAGUACACCUGAUAGUAAAAGUAAAACUGACUCUGGGUGUUUUGUGGACGAGGAACUUGAAAGAAAUGGUGGCAGCGAUAGUUCCCAAGGAUCCAUCAACUCAUCACCAGUGAAAGAAAAAGAUUGCAAAAAGUCCGAACAAGCGCAUAAAGAGAGCAAAGCAAAUACUGCCACCACACUGGGGUCAUCUUCUGAGCCAGCCACAUUUGAAGAAAAUGCUUCAAAGAAUUGUGUUGUUGCCAAGGAAAAUGUCAUGAAUGGGGACAUAACUGCUGAUGAUGAGAAUGAAACUUCAGUCACAGAGAAUGCGGACUCAGUUUGUGAUAUUGUCGAGAAGACUCGAUGUUCCAGUGAUUUCUAUUGUCUUUACUACAGUGUGUCACCAGAGGGUACACUGACAAAGAGUGAUGCUGUAAAGUUGAGAGGGAAACCUCCUGUUCCCCCUAAGCCCAAGCUUAGACGUGGCAGUGCUCCUCCGUCAAGUUUUAAUCAUGUUGAAGGAAUCUAUAACCAAAAUAAAGACAUCACAAAACGUUUCUCUUACAAUGAAGGCCAGAGUGAUAAUAAUGAGAUUGUCCAGCAAAGUGAAAAGAGAAAAUCAGUUGAGGAACGUGUUCUCUUUUUUGAAGGAUUUGCCAAAGAUGACACAUUUAAAAGCAAAAAUGUACAAGCUGCAAAUUUUAGGGAUUUGCCUGAUGUCCUUGGAGGUAAGGACUUGGAGAGAGAAAAUCCCAGCGGUUUGCAUGUUGUUCAGAAUGGUUUAGAUGUGGAGAAAAGGACUGCUCCUUUGGCUGAUAAUGAAGAAUUUUCCUUUGAGAGUAACAGUGGUUGCGAGUCUGUUAAUUUUGAUCAGGAAGUACGUGUACCAGAGACGUUUGUACCACUAGCUGAAGAAGAUGCACUCUCAAUUAAUGGAAGCAACUAUUACCACUCAUCAAUAAACUGCAGUACUGGUAAUGACAAUAGCCACAGUAGUGAGAGUGACAGGAAGUGUCUUGACUGCGUUAAUGAAGUUGAUGAGAUCGAAGACACUGAAUGUUUUGUUGUGGAUGAAAAUCAGAAUGGUGUCAAAAUUGCUUGUCAUCAAAAUGAUCAUCAAUUCUCUGAUGUAAUGGCUUCAAACAUUUAUGAAGAAACAGUGACUGAUGCACAGACAAAAGAUAGUUGUAAUCUUGCUCUUCAGAAUGGAAUGGAGUGUUUUGAAGUUUUGACAAAGGAAGGUGACUUAUUAGCAGUAAAUACACCGACUUGCAGCAGUGAUUACAACAUGUCAGUGCCUGCUCCUGAGAAUGAGGAGGGGAUAGGUUUCAGUGAAAAACUUGUGAAUCCACGACUAAAUGAAAUCAAGCAAGAGUUGUUGGUCAGUUCAUGGCAUUAUGAAGGAAAUAAAAUGCCAAGAUGUCCAGGAUCCUUUGCUGGUUUGCCUGAACAAAAUAAGGAUGUCUCUAACUUGGAGCUGAAAAGAAGAUCAUGGUCAUUUAGUGAGUUGACACAUCCCACGGACAGCAACACCCCUUUUGUGCGCAAAGUUUAUCAGGUUCCUGCUCCAAAGCUAACCACAUCAUUGUGGCAUUCUGAGAGUGGUCUUUCAUCACCAUUUAUUCGCUCUGUGCAGCAAAAUCAACCAAAGCAAAGUCCAUUAACUGGUAGAAAUGUUUUCCAGAGAAAGAUGGGCCUGAGUGAUCACCGUCCAGCUAGUGCUACACAAUACCUUGAUUACUCAGGCUAUACUUCAGAUGACAGCAGUGUUCAUUCAGAACCAUUAUUUCAGCCAUUGAGACGCCGGCCACAAAAUCUGAAUAAUGAUCGUAUUCUCAAAAGCGUGUCUGUCGAUUCUAACAUCUCUAUGCUAGACAAUGGGGCCACCUCUUGGUCUAAAGUUCAAAGAAGGAGGGUUCGACAUUCGUUAGGAAGCAGGGAUCCCAUCUUUGCAUUGAGGAGACAAUCUGUUGAAUUUGCUGAAGAAGAGCAGCCACCUUCAUUUCGCCCUGUCAGUCCAGUUCAGCUUCCAAACCUUCAAACCUUGAGGCGGGCUUCAUCAUACACCAGCUCUUCAAGCGAUUCGGAGGUUGAGAAGAUCUUUAAACAGCCAGAGGUUUCAACUUCUCAAUACCAUCGUCACACCAGUGGUCACAGUGGCCUAGUAAGCAAUGUGACUCACCGCAAAGUCAGUGCAAUGGAGGCACUGUUUGGCCCUCAGUCUCCAAACAGUGUGGCACCUAGCUCGGAUUCUGAACAAUCAAGGAGAAAAUCUCUUUCUGAGAGGCUUUCUGAAAUUCCAUCUCAGCCAGCAGAGGGAGAUUUCUUUUCUGAGGAACUGGAAGAAGAUGAAAUGGCAGUAAUGGAUGAAAAGGUUGAAGAGCCAGGGCUGGAGUUUGAUGACACUGAUUACAGUGAGUUUUACACUCGAUGUGAAGACAAGGAAAGCAUCAUUACAGCUGAAGCACUGAGUAUUAAAAAACUCUUGCAGUCUCCGAUAACAGUUUUACCCGACCCUGAUAUUGAGUCUGUGGUGAUGUCAGUGACAGAGAGACAGGCCUCAGUACCAACCUUAGACAAAGCGGAAUUUACCAUUGAGUCUCAAAAUGCAUUACCUGAAGAUGACAAUUUUAGCACAGAAGACAACACUUCUGAACUUGAAACAGCACAGCAAUUUUACAGACGACACAGAGGAACGCAGACACCGCCUCCUGAGGUCUUUAAAGCUUUGUCUCCGCCACCUUCAGUUGCAACUCAAACUCCUCCCUUGCCAGUCUCUCAAGAGCUUUCAUCUUCACUGUUAAAAGAGUUAGAAUUGCAAAUCCUCAAACCAACGAUACCAAAAGCCUCUCCCACUAUGUCACUGUUACAAGAACACCAUUCUCCAUUGCUGAGUGAUUUCCAAGCAGUCUCCCCAUCCUCUGCUCCCAUUACUAACACAGGCAUGCUUUCCCCUUCUCAGGAGGCUGACAAAGCUGUCUCGGUCGAAGAACUUCUACAGAUCCUUGCUAAUAUGCCGGCUUGCUCACCCAAAGAAGCACCAUCACGGAAGCCUGUCUCUGUGCAGAAGUAUAACAAUCCAUCGCUUCAGAAUGAAAGCACAAAACCCAGUGAAAUUCCCAAAAGUCUUCCAAGCAGUUGGCAGCAUUUGAGUAGCCCCACUGGAAAACAGAAUGACAGUGAAAGCUUUAAGAAACCUACUGGUGUUCCACCAAGGUCUUCCAAGAGCUAUGAUUGCUUGAGGCGGGGUUUCUCAGGUAGAGAGAAGCGCAGUGAUGCAAUGCAAGCAAAGAUGGUUGGGAGUAAUGAAAGUAGUGAGAACAUUCGUAAGAAGCUCAAGGAGUGGAAGCUUAGAUCGCAGCUCUUUGAAGAAGAGGUUGAGUGCUUGGAAGACAAGGGAAAUAAGCGUAGACAGCCAAAACCCAAGGAGGAAAAAGCUUUAAAAGUUUCCUAUGAUGGAAGCGAGUCCACAGAUAACAUUGAAACACAAAGCAAGUUGACUAAUACUCACAGCCUGAAAAGACCACGUAAAGACAGGGCAUUCUCUCAGAAGGAAAGAAAUUUCAUUGAUGUUAGCAGCUUUGACGAGAAACAAUCUUUAACACUCACUACCACAAAGCAUGACAGUUUGAAAAGUACAGAGGCUAAAGAUAGUGAUGGUGUGGUCAAGGAGACCUCCAGUAGCUACGGAGAAGAUAAAAGUGAGCUUGAAUUGACUUCAGUUGCUGAUAAAUUGCAGAGUAAUGAACCACUGCUGCAUGAAGUAGCCAGCCCUGAAGGUGUUGACAUUUUUAUUGAUUAUAGAAAGAAACAUGGAAUGCACAUCACGAGUACUCCAAAACCCCCACCUGACCCUGACAAGAGUGUUUCUUGUAGGGAGGAUAGGGUGGGUAAAAUAAAUUUUGAGAAACUUGAUGAUCUACAGGCAGAGAAACCUCUUAGAACAGGUACAACAGAAGACAAAUUUGUCCCUACUGAUGUGGAAUCUCAAGGGGAUGCUUCUUCGUCAUCUUACUCAUCUGAUGAUGAUCACUUUGGAGACUUUGGUGGAAGUACAGAGACGGUUGUCUUUGUGGACACUGAACCAAACUCAGGGAUCUCACUGGUGUCUAAUCUUGAGACUCUUGACAUGAAUCUUGUUGGAGGCGACAAACUGUUAUCUGGCAAAAAUGACGAUGAUGAUGAUGAUGAGAAAGACGAGUCUAGACUAGAUGCUCUGUUAGGAGAAGUGCGCAGAUCUCUGAACUUGGAAUUUGUGGACUCUGAUAUCUUGGAUAAAGCAAUUGAUAGAUUUAAGCAGCGUGUGUCCCCAAACACUCAAGAUAAGGCACUCUGUGGAGGUCUCAGCAUGGAAGCUUAUGUGGCUUUGCACCAAGCUGAUGAAUUACAAGGAAUUAUCAGUGAAAUAAAGGGGGAGCUGAAACUACUCCAUGAUGAAAAUGAUAUGCUGCGAGAACAAGUUGUCACCCUGGCUAAUUAUCAAACAAAUGGAGAAGUGACUGAAAACAGUAGCACAGAGUCAUCUGAGAGACUGGAAAAUCUCUAUAAGCUGUACAAAGUCAAGCAUGGUGACACAGAUGAUGAGGAUGCAGUUGAAAUUGAUGUGUGCCUUAGGGGAUUUUCCACAGUACCACUUGGCCACGUUCCCUCCAAGAAAAAUGAUGUCCAUCUGGGAACAGUAUCAGUGAAGGGAGCUGACUGGAAUGGAGUCAUGGAAGCUGCAAAGAAAACAUUUGUGGAGCACAUGAGGAAAGUUGAUCCAGAAGACUAUCUGUGUCUUGGAGCACACAGCAUACGAGGAGUUCAAACAGGAGUCGUUGUGUGGAGUCCAGGCUCUCUGAAAAGAAGCUCUCCACGUGUUGAACUGUCUGAUAAAAGUACUCCCUGUGUCAUUCAACUUAAAGACGGAAGUCACUUCUCUUGUGAUUCACUUGUUUAUGACACACUGCUGCCCAAGGAAGCAAUAGAGGUGAGUGGCUGUGAAAUAGAAUGUGUGAUAAUCCUUCAUGAGAAACAACUGAGAUGUCUGUAUACAAUCUAUAUCAAAUGUUAUGACAACAUUGUGCUGGGACUGAUUGGAUGGAAGUCGUCACCAGCUGUGGUAACUUUCAAUGUCACUCAACAAACUCGAAAAGAACUAAAGCGAGAUUUAGCCUCUCUAAUGGAGAAGACCCUGUCAAGUUCCAAUGAAGGCACCCCGGCUGUGAUUAUACUUGAUCAGUUAAAUUGUCUGGCGUCAUUGGCUGACAUCUUUGACUUCUCACAGCUUGAGAAAAACAGUAGUUGCCCUUACAUCAUUGGUGUUCGGGAUAAAAGCAGGAAAGGACCCUUCUCUUCUAAGGAGCUGAGCCUAUGCCAUUACUUUAGGUGGCUACGAGUGUCUGUAAAUGACAGACAGUACAGUGGACUGCUAAGUAGAUUCCUGAGGCGUAAACUGAGUUGGAGUCAAAUUCGAACUGGUGUUGAAGGUGGUGACCUCUUGGAGUUAUUUGACUGGUUGUCAAUAGUGUGGCAGCACCUGAAUGAAAUCCUGGAAGAUUUUUGCGACGCCGAUGCCACCAUAGGUCCCUCUCUGUUUUUCUCAUGCCCAAUGGACUUCAAAGCCGCCGAGGGCUGGUUCGUUAAUGUUUGGAACUACAACGUGAUCCCAUAUCUACACCAGGCUCUUAGGAGUGGCCGAAAGAUCUUUGAUCGUUGUGUCAGUUGGGAGGAUCCAACAAAGUGGGUAGUUCUUAGAUACCCAUGGAAUAAGGACCACAGCAGGGUCCUUCACACGCUCCGGAAGCUGCGGCAAGUCGAUGUUGUCCUCAACAGGAACCAACUGGGCUCAGACAAUGUUUCUUUUGCUGAGUGCAUCGAAGACAAUGAGAAAAUUCUUCGUGCCCAAUCCACUGUGUCUAAAAGGGUUCGUACUGUUGUUCAGGAAAAAAUUCCAAAGGCAGAACUAAAAGAAAAGCGAAAGACCGCAGAAUUGAAGGAAGGCCAUAGAGACGACGACGACAGAGAGUCAUCAUACUCUGAGUCCGACAGCUACUUAGAAACCAGCAUUUGAGCUUCCAUGCUCACUCGUAUGCUCCCCUCUCUAACAUGGAGAGAUUUUUGUACAGUAAUGAUUUCCAAAUUAUUCAUUAACCCCAGUCAAAUGCAAACCAUUAGGACACUGGGAAUUUUUUGGCACGAUUUACGUAAUAACAUGCGAUUUUUAAAUCGUUCCCAGGGUCCCCUCUUUUCUUCUGUGAGAGAGGGAAGCUGGGAACGAGAUUGUGCGAUUUCACCAUGGGGGCUUUGUUAAUAGUAGUAUAUUAUAAACCAUUUUAGCCCCCCCCCCCCUCCCCAAUCCGUGGAAUCUUUCUAGACUUGUAUUUAAAGGUGGUUUUAAGUAUUAGAUGAUAAAAUUUAAUCAAGAUUAGUCGUAAAGAAAAAUAACUAUUUUAUCAUACAUUUUUAGAAAUCAAGAUAUUUUAUGUAGGACUCGUUAUUAAAACAGAUGCAUGAAAUCAACAAGCCGGACAUCAAUUAAUCCAAGUGUUCAUUAAAUUUCCCCAGAUUGACUGAUUUCCGAAAUGCUUUGACAAUUCGUAUUUUGAAUUAAAGAAGUUUGUAAUUAUAUCGUUAUUUUUUAAACUGUUGAAAGAUUUUUUCGAUUUGUAACCUAACAUUAGUUUGAAACGUGUUUAAUAAGAAGCUAAUUCAUAGUCCUUAUAGAACUGGAGACGAUCAUAUUAACUAGCAAGUGGUAAAAUGCUCAUAUUUUUCAGUCCAUUUUAAAAACAUUUUGGUGGAACAGGUACAAUUUCAUUUUUGCGAAUUUUAGUGUCCGUGACGAAGUGAACCGCUGUUUUUGUCUCGAAGUUGCUAUAGUAACUGAUCGCGCCAUGAUGACUUGUUAUUUUUCUUAUUGAUAAGAACAUCGCAACUUAAUAACUCCUUCAAACGACACUUGUUCCCCACACUUGGAAUGAAAACGUGUUUUCUUUUGUAAGCCUGUUAGAUCUUAUUCUUGUUUUCGGUAUUGGACUGGAAUUAGCUUGAAACUGAGACGUCAAAUUCAAAAGACAGUCUCUUUUUAAUGAUAUUCCCUCGCAUGAACCUCCACAGUAAGCUAGCUCCAGUCAAGACAGAAUGACAUUUUCUCUUGCUCCAGUCCAAUACCAAGGAUACGAGUAUGGCCACACGUUUUCAAAUUAUUAGCGGUCCUCACAGUUUUUUUUUUCUUUGAAAAGAAGUUUAGCGAGUUUACCACUCAGUGCAGCUUUGUAAUGUAGGUGGCGCGAUUUGUACAUUGAUCAUCUCUGGAGUUUGUCUGAUUCCUAAUUGAACUGUCAGGACCAAAACUCAGAAUACGUUUUACCACGAGCAGUCCAUCUUAAAAGAACUAGUAUGACCCUGCAUCAAGUUGGCAUUGCUAAGGAGUAAUCAUUCGACUGAUUUUUUUCUACUUGCAGCCUUAAUUAAUACCCUUGGAUAAUCGCCAAUGUUACCGCGAACAAAGGAGAAUUUUUAAGGAUACAUCGAGACAAAUUGCGAUGACUAAGAAACUAGGAACUAGUGUUGAUACCGUCUUCGUGUAACGCAACCUUGCUAUUAAAUUAAACUUUUACUAUAUAUCAUAUUUAUUCAAAUAUUGUAAACUCAUAUAGUUUUAAUACUUUUGUAACGGCGUCCUCAAAGUCAUUUUUAAUAGGUCCUUAUUAAUAAAUUCAAGAUCUUGUUGAA